Acipenser ruthenus (sterlet) is the source of this 3901-nucleotide messenger RNA. RefSeq names its product ATP-binding cassette sub-family F member 1-like. The transcript is spliced from 27 exons. The record is from RefSeq and is a predicted model, not a curated record. NCBI's taxonomy places the organism in Eukaryota, Metazoa, Chordata, Actinopteri, Acipenseriformes, Acipenseridae. The coding region runs from base 205 to 2964 and encodes 919 amino acids. Gene Ontology annotation, molecular function: ATP binding; ATP hydrolysis activity.
UAGCAGUCGGUGGCAUUCUCUGGUUUGUCAGGCGGUUUGGGCCGCACGUGAAUCGUACAACAGAAAAUAAUUGAAUAGCGAAACGCGUAACCCCUUUUAUUUAUUUAACUUUUUUAAAUUGUACAAAACGAGGUGUUUUUUUUUAAAAUAAAAUAUAUUUACUUGCUAGGUUUUCCCUUUUGACAUUUUUGAUUAUAAGACAUAAUGCCCAAAAAAGUGAAAACCCAAGACUUGGAUGAUGAAGAGGCGAAACCGCAGGAGAAAGUGGUGAAGAAAGGGAAAAAAGAUAAAAAGGGCAAAAAGUCGUUCUUUGAGGAGCUAGCUGCUGAUGACAAGCAGGAGAAAGAUGAGGAGCCUGCAGUCAAAGAGCAGAAUAAACAGCCACAAAAGAAGAAAAGAGACAAGAAGAAAGGGCGAAUGAGAGCAGACGAGGACGACGAUGACGAAGAUGAAGAUGUGAUGGAGAAGCUGAAGAAGCUGUCGGUGCAGCCCAGCGAUGAAGACGAGGAAGAGGAAGUUAUUCAGUGCAUUUCCAAAGGAGGCAAGAAAAAUAAGGGAGGAAACUUGUUUGCAGCUCUGAGCCAGGAACAGAGUGAUGAUGAGGAGGAGGGGGAGGAUGAAGAGGAGGCAGAGAAGUCCAGAAAACCUAGCAAGACAGACAAGAACAAGAAAAACAAGGUGAUCUCUGACAAUGAAGAGGAGGAGGAGGAGGAGGUAGGACAGAAGAAGAAGCAGCAGGGCAGGAAGGGAAAGAAGAACGAGAAGCCCAAGAGCAAAAAGACUGCUUCUGAGGAUGAAGAGGAGGAGCACGAGGAAGAGAAGGAGAAAGAGAAGGAGCAUGACGAAGAGAAGAGAGAUUUUGAAAAGAAAAAAAAGAAAGGAAAGAGAAAUGACAAUGCAAAACAGCAAAAGAAAGGAAAGAACUCUGCAGCUCUGAGUGAUGAAGAGGAGGAGGAGAAGAAGAAAAGCGAAGAGCAGAAACCGAAAGCAAUCCCAAAGGGGAAAGGAAAGCAGGGUGGAAAUAAGUUUGCCCCUUCAGAUUCUGAGGAGGAAGAGGAGGAGACGGAGGAGCCAAUGGGCAAAGACAAAGGAAAAGCCAAGGGUGAAGAAGCUGAAGAUAUGGAGGCUGAGGAAGGGGAAGCUGAAGGGAAGGAUAAAGACGCCAAUGACCCCUAUGCCAACAUGAGCAAGAAAGAGAAGAAAAAGAAGAAGAAACUGAUGGAGUACGAGAAGCAGGUGGCGUCGAUGAAGGCGACAAGUGCGGCAGAGGGAGAUUUCUCCAUCUCCCAGGCCGAGAUGUCCUCGCGGCAGGCCAUGCUUGAGAAUGCCUCUGACAUCAAGCUGGAGCGCUUUAGUAUUUCUGCUCAUGGGAAGGAGCUGUUUAUAAACGCUGAUCUGCUGAUCGUCGCUGGGCGACGCUAUGGUCUAGUCGGACCCAACGGGAAAGGCAAAACCACUCUGCUGAAACACAUUGCUAACCGGGCCCUCAACAUCCCACCCAAUAUAGACGUUCUGCUCUGUGAGCAAGAGGUGAUAGCAGACGACACCCCAGCGGUCUUGGCAGUCCUGAAGGCCGAUACGAAGCGCGCUAAGUUGCUGGAGGAGGAGAAGCAGCUGCAAUCCCUGCUGGAGAGGGGGGAGGACUCGGCCGCUGAUAGACUGGAAAAGGUGUACGAGGAGCUGCGUGCGAUCGGGGCGGCAGCGGCAGAGGCCAAAGCUCGUCGGAUCCUGGCUGGGCUGAGCUUCACCCCCGAGAUGCAGAACAGACCCACCAAGAAAUUCUCUGGAGGCUGGAGGAUGAGGGUGUCUCUCGCCAGAGCCCUGUUUAUGGAGCCCACACUGUUGAUGUUGGACGAGCCCACAAAUCACCUGGACCUCAACGCAGUCAUCUGGCUGAACAACUACCUGCAGGGCUGGAAGAAGACUCUGCUGAUAGUGUCCCACGACCAGGGAUUCUUGGAUGAUGUUUGUACUGACAUUAUUCACCUGGACUACCAGAAGCUCUUCUACUACAGGGGCAACUACUUGACGUUUAAGAAGAUGUACGUCCAGAAGCAGAAGGAGCUGCAGAAGCAGUAUGACAAACAAGAGAAGAAGUUGAAGGAUCUCAAAGCGGGAGGGAAGUCCACCAAGCAAGCUGAGAAGCAGACGAAGGAAGCGCUGACGCGGAAGCAGCAGAAAGGACGCAAGAAGAACCAGGAGGAGGAGGGGCCCGAGCAGCUGGAGCUGCUGAAGAGACCCAAAGAGUACACCGUGAAAUUCACCUUCCCAAACCCACCCCCGCUCAGCCCGCCCAUCCUGGGACUGCACACUGUCGAUUUUGGAUACGAGUCACAGAAGCCACUGUUCAAGAAUGUAGAUUUUGGUAUCGACAUGGAGUCCAGAAUCUGUAUUGUGGGACCGAACGGAGUGGGGAAGAGUACCCUCCUGCUGCUUCUGACAGGCAAGCUGACCCCGACAAGAGGAGAGAUGAGGAAGAACCACAGGCUGAAAGUGGGGUUCUUUAACCAGCAGUAUGCAGACCAGUUGAAUAUGGAGGAGAAUGCCACAGAGUAUCUAAUGAGGAACUUCAACCUGCCCUACCAGGAUGGGAGGAAGUGUCUGGGCCGGUUCGGGCUGGAGAGCCACGCUCACACCAUCCAGAUCAGCAAGCUGUCAGGAGGACAGAAAGCUCGCGUGGUGUUUGCUGAGCUCUCCUGUCGGCAGCCUGACGUUCUAAUUCUGGAUGAGCCUACGAACAACCUGGACAUUGAAUCAAUCGACGCCUUGGCUGAAGCAAUCAACGAGUACAAAGGAGCGGUGCUCAUUGUGAGUCACGAUGCUCGGCUCAUCACGGAGACAAACUGCCAGCUGUGGGUCGUGGAGGACCAGGCUGUGAACCAGAUCGAUGGGGACUUCGAUGAUUACAAGAGAGAGGUGCUGGAGUCUCUCGGGGAAGUGAUGGUCAACAAGCCACGAGAAUGAGGAUCUACCACAGCCUGAGACUGGGGGGGUUGGGGGCAAUUGACGGUGGGGGGUGUGUGGGUUACAGGGGCUAUAUUAUCAUCAAGGAGCAGCCUGGGGUGACCCAGUAUGUGCCACAGCUUGGGGACACCUGCUAUGUGGCUGAGGGGAGGAAGUGAGGAACCGAGAAGAGGCAAGUAGUGAAUUAAACACAUGCAACACCCAGAUACUCCUUUCAAAGGACUUAUUAUUGUUACUUCUACUCAUCUUGGAUGAAGGGACAGCUUUUUUUAUUAUUAUUAUUAUUUUGCUCCUUUUGAUCAGCUUGACAUGAAUUCUGAGGUAACUGCAAGAAAUGACUGUAUCACAUUGAAUUCUGGUGAAUGCCUUUAUUGUCGGUGUUACACUGAAGGCGUGAGCCAAAACAUUUCUUGAAAUUCCCCUGGUUUCUCAGUUUUAUAUACUGAGCAGAACAUCGUCAUGUCUACUCUGUCAGUCCCUUUGUAUUUUGGAGACCAGAUACUCCUGUAUUAAGACCAGUUCUUGAUUAGGAUUAUUUUAUUCAGUCUCUUCAAGCCAUAAUAUCCCACUGGGAUUCCACUCCAUCACGAAUGCACAUGGGAUACUAUAUUUUGCUGAUCUUAACUUGCAUCGCCAUGAAAUGGGACUGUUCAAUUGAGUUUUUACUGGCUCUGUAAUAGUGCAAGUAUUCUGUGCUAUAUCUACUGUAUGCUGAUUCACGAAGUGUGACAAGCAGGUCCAUGCAGCGACAAGAUAUGUUUGGUGUUUUUAAAUGCCCCUCCAAGUGUUUUUAUCACAAGCUGUGCUGUCGUCAUUUCUUGCCACAAUCCAGAACAUGUUGAUGAUUUUUGGUUAACCGCCACCCAGCUGCAUUGAAUAUUUAAUUAUUCAGUCAUGCCUUUUGUUUAUAUUAAUAAAGUAUCAGUGGUAAAAUUGA